Messenger RNA from Peromyscus leucopus (white-footed mouse), 5414 nucleotides. RefSeq names its product mab-21 like 3 (gene Mab21l3). The coding region runs from base 568 to 1860 and encodes 430 amino acids. The record is from RefSeq and is a predicted model, not a curated record. The transcript is spliced from 7 exons. Lineage: Eukaryota; Metazoa; Chordata; Mammalia; Rodentia; Cricetidae.
UCGCCUGCUGUGCGUCUGGUGGGAAGGUGACUGCAGCCAGCUGCCCUGAGCUCACAGUGCCCUUCCUUCCCCGGGUUCCUCCAGUAGCUCAAUUUUCUGCUUUCCCUGUUCAUACCUGGCAAGAAUCUUUCCAUCUUGGAGCAAGAGAAGUUUCCGGAUACAACAUUUCAAUCUGCACUACUGGAGUAACUGAGAUGGGUCUGCAAUAGAGCGAGAAUGAUGAAGGUUUGGGUAUUUGAGUCCAGAAACGCAGGGCAGCUUUAUUGUAUAAGGAAAGGCCUUACCAGAGGCGCGGGACUGUGAGGUAAUGAUUCCAGCAAAAGCAGAAGCCAAGGGCAAAACCAAAAGUAUGUGGAGGAAAUGUGGACUUUGGGCCGUUCAUAGUGACGUGGAGAGAGAAUUCCAGAAGGCAGGUUAAGGGGAAGAGGCUCUUGUUUCAGUUGUGAAAAACUCAUGUGGUCCAUUGGAGUGUUGAUCAGGGGAACGAAAGCCAAGGGAAGAAGAUUCUGGGCCAUCUGAGAGCGUGUGCGGUGAAGAGAAGGGGAUUUCCAUGACACAGAACAGCAGAUGGCAGACGGAUUCGCUCCAGUUGGAAAGGAAAACUGCAGUGAGCAGGCGCGAAGAGGCCAAGUCUCUGGUCCAUGCUCACAGUUCCAGAGAAGUUUCAUCCAGAGAGUAACGUUGCUGGGAAAGCUGCCGACCAGUUUUGUCCUCCAUCGUGAGAAGAAGCAGAAGGUUGCUGCUAUCCUGGGGACAGACGACCAGGAGGCCAUGAAGUCUCUUCCAGAGGGAGACUUACAAGACUACCUGCUGAGUAAGGUGGACCUGAGGCGCCAGCAGGUUUCUCAGAGUGUGGAGGAGGUGCAGAGAGUUAUCCACUGUCUGACGGCAGAGGUCAGCCACCAGGACAGUCGAUUCCAAGCAGUGCCUGCCUCUGACACGUACAAUGACAGCAUUAAGGUUUUGGCUCCCAGACUGUUCCAGGUCACAGUCCCUCUGAAAGGCCUCGCGGGAUACAAGGGGGCCCGGACACAGCGCUGGCGGUACUACAACCUGCAGGGCGCCAAGCUCACCUGCCCUCUGCGGGACCCCGAGGGCCUGCAGCAGUGGCUGGAGACGGAGCAGUUCAUGAAGACCCUGUGGCAGUGGCACCAGGCGGACGUGAACAUAGAGGGGGACAUCGUGCCUGCCAAAGUCCUCCAGGUGUUCCGGGCGCUGGUGGAAAACGCAGUGAGAACCUGUCACCUCUCGGGCAAGGUCCGUGUGCUAGCAAACCGAGCUGCCGUCUGGGUUGCCGUGGAAACGUCCACAGGCCAGGUGGAGCUGGAGCUGGUCCCCACUGUGGAGAUCCCCACCGCCUGGUCCGAGAAAGCCCAGUGGCCUAGGUGUCUGAAGCGGUGGCCUUCCCCAGAGAGAGUGGAGUGCAUCAAGUCAUUUGGGUUCAACUUGGUGGCCCGGUCCAGUUAUCACUGGCAGCUGAGUUUCCCCCAGGCAGAACAGGUGCUGUUUGAGCAGUUGGAUGAGGAUGGGGGCUGCCGCAGGCGAUGCUUUCAGGUCCUGAGGCAGCUGAAGGAGGACGUGUGGUGUCCAGGGCAGAGGCCAGUCAUCACCACCCACCACCUGCAGAUGGUGCUCUUCUGGACAUGUGAGAAAUACCCACACCUCAAGGACUGGCAGGUCUUCCAUCAAGCGCUCCUCCGCCUCGUCCGGAAGCUGCACAGAUGUGUGAGCCAGCACUUUCUGAAGCACUAUUUUGUCCCGAAGGGCAACCUCCUGCAGUCAGCCAGCCCGAGUGAGCUGGAUGCCGUGGCCCAGAAAGUGGCCUUCUUCCUCAAGAAUCCGCAGGUCACUCUGCCCUGAGGUGGCCCAGGGAGUCCUUGCUCCAUCCCUUUCUGCUGGCCUUGUUCCCAGGGUGGUUCCCUGCCAGCGGCUGGGACCCAGUGCUAAGAGAAGGACCACCAACGACAGAGAAUAAAGCCGGCCAGCAGCUCACUCAUCAGAGGCGAAUGCUCCUGCCCCAGGUCACGCAAGCAUUUCACCUUCCCUACCUCUCUCGGGGACAGCUCUCGUCCAGCUUCCCCAAGUGACGAUAGUCCUUGCUCAGUUUCUUAUUGUCUGACAAGGGCAAUGGAGAUGGGCAAGGGCGGGCCAGGGAUUAGCCUGCUGCUGGAGAAUGCUCAGACUGGCUGGACCAGGACCCACACACUGACGGACAGCCCACCCGGUGGCUGGUGUCCCUUCGUGACUCUGUCCUCCACCUCCAAGCAGUGGCCAGCAGUCCAGGCCCUGGAGCUGUUCUGAUGUUCCUCUGUCAACUGUGCGGAGUCAUUGUAAGAGUUAGUGCAGAUCCAAGAGAAGGGUGCAGCUGGGACUCCGCCUGUCACCUGACUCCAGUCCCAGCCCCUCUGCCACGGUCAAGGCUAGAACUUGCUUCCACUUCGGGAAUAAGCUCCAUGCUUGGCCUUGCAUGGACCACCUUCAUGUCAUUCAUGUCUGGAUGUCUUCCUUAGCUCAAUCAAUUCACUCACUUGUGGACACGUAGGUACUCGCUAGGUACGAAGGACACAGCAAAGAACAAGACAGACUCCCUGGAGAAGACAGGAAGUGAACAGCAGAUGGCUGAACUCAGUCACCACACAGAGAAGGAAGUCUGCAAGAACAAGGUCCCAGAGAGAUCCCGAGGGAGAACGUGUGGACAGCUAAAAGGGGCCGUAAUGGCGACCUCAGGCAGGCUGGGGUGGGUAGACAUGGGUCUGUGGCUGUGUAAAGCUGGGGAAAUUGUGUUCUGGGAUCAGAGGUGCAGCGUUUACCUCCAACAGAACACUUGAGAUGACGACUCUGGCGACAGCAUCGGGAAGGACUCUGUGGCCCCUGCACCUCUCCAUUCUGAAGUGCACGGAGGCCCUCAGCAUCACACAUCUGCACCCUGUCUGGGAUUGCAGGGGCUCUCAGAGAGAAUGGCUUCUUUGAGUGUUUUCUUAAUGCUUCUCAGCUCCAGGGGAUCCUUUAUGGCCUUUGAACAUUCUCCAAUAACAAAUAUGCUUAACAAAGCAAUAUUUCUAAAAGCACAGCCCACUGGUUUGGGGGCUUUGAAGGAACCUGUGUGCAAAGGACUGAACCCGAGCGAGGCCUUUGGCACGCUGAGCAUGUGCCUUGCCAACGAGCUAGGUUGGCUUUAUUUCGAGGCUGGAUCUCACUAAGUUGCCCAGACUGGCUCUAUUUUUUUAUUAGUUUUUUUUUUUUAUUAGAAUAUAUGAAUUAUACAUAAUGAUUGGUUCCAUUGUGAUAUUUUCAUGCAUGUAUGAAAUGUUGUGUAUGACUGUGUAUGCAUGUGUAUAAACCAAUGACUUCAAUAGGGUUCCGUCCAGGAAUAUGGGUAAAGGACUAGUUUGCAGGAGAAUGGGCACCUUUACUGGUUACACCACUGGUUAUACCCCUCUAGUCCCUAACAACCAUUAACUGCUUAUUCAUCCCCGAGAGGGGAGGGGACUUGCAAACAUUUCCUGUCCUCCGUGACGGAAUGCUGAUGGCCCCGAUCUUGCAUGAGUGAUCACAGCCUCUGGGAGUUCAAGAGAGCACUGGCCGUAUCAUAGGUGAGGACAGCAGUCCACAACGCUCCACCCCGUCCAUCAGCGCUUGCGUUCUUCCCCCAUCCCAUGUCAUUUCUCAAGUCUUGCAGGGGGUGACAAAGAUGUCCCAUUUAAGGCUGAGCAUUCAGCAGCCACAUAUUCUCAGCACCUUGGCCAGUUAGAGGGCUGUGUAGUCGAGGCACUGUGACCACUGCUAAGAAGCCUCUCCAGCUACUGUUGGCAUCAGAACAAAUCCAUAAACACCAGCACGGAUAUGCUGAAGGCAUUUUGGCAGACAUAUGAUGUCCGCUUCACAAAAACCAGCAGAAGAUUCCCCACCGGGGCCUGUCAUCUCUCCAGCCACGGGAUUUUGACUAGGUUUACAAUCAAAGAUGUGGAUUCACUCCUAAGAAGCAGACCUCACGUCCAGAAAGCUACUGAUUACCCCAUAACAGUCAUGCCGCUAUCACACCAUGGGUAUAACUUGCUUGGAAGGUAGCACCCGGGGUCCACAGUUGGGUCAUACCAUUUAUGACAAUUGUCUCCAGAAGCCUGCAGAGCACUUUAUAAACCAGCCAUUAGGGAAGAAGCUUCCGGCCAGGUCCCAAGUUUAAUGCUCUACGUCCUGCAAACAGAGCCUGGUGUCUUCAGCAACAAGGUCUCUCCAUCUAGUUCUGGUGGGCAUCCAAACAGUAAUGGCCAUAGGCGAGGCUGGCCUUGAACUCUGUAACUCAGGCAAGCUUUGAACUUGCAAUCCACCCGUUCAGCUUCCCAAGCAGCUGGAAUUCUAGUCCUGUACCACCGCUUCUGAUUUUGUUUUGGUUGAAGAUCAGUAUUAUUUUUUCAAAAGCACUGUAACCAAAUCGUGGGAUUCCCCAGGUUAUCGCACAGCAAAUCAUAGUUUUAAAAAGGUUGAAACCUAUCUUAUUAAACUAACUGGAUGAUUGUUUUGAAGCAUGAAGUGAUAAGCAAACCUGUGCUCUGUUUAAUCACCAAGCCUUGGCUUCUUGUCACCAUGUUUGUUGAUCAGGGGAAACUUUUUUUUUUUUUUGAGGAGGCAGCAGUUGUAAUAAGGUUUUGUUUCUGGUUUUCUUUCUAAGAUGAAAUGUCCUAAGAAAGUAUUAAAACAGCUAUACAGUCACAGUAUGCAAAAAGUGAAGUAGGCCGUGCUGUUAUUUAAAAACAGUGUGGAGUUUAGAGAGGGUAGACCCACAGGCCUGUCACACCAAGUGUUUCCACACUCAGAGCUGUGUGCACUGGGCGAAGUAGCGUGUUCUGUUGAUUCUUGGUGGUUCCCGAAUCUGGCCAGCAGAGGGCAGCAGACACUAACAAAUGAGAAGAGUCAGCCUGUGGCUCCUUCGUUUUCAGGGCCCAACACUUGCUACUGUCUUCGUCUAAAAGUCACACCCUGCUCCUCCAGACAGGUGGUUUUCUGCUGAUGCUAAACUGCUGGCCUUUUAUAGUGCCUUAGCUAAAGCUCCAGUCUUUGCUCAAAGCUGAGCUCUGAAGGGGCGCCUGCAGGACAGCCCAGCCUGGACACUGCUGUCAGCUCUAGCGUUUCCCGGGAUGGAUUGCCAGCACACCGUGAAGUCUGAUCACCGUGCUUCUUGGCUUUGGUCAGUUUCUGGGUUUGUUUAUGCUGAAACAAGUAAAGAAAGACGUGCUUGUGUGUCUUUGUGUGCACAUCCUCUGUGUGUGCUGGUGCCCAAGGAUUCCAGAAGAGGACGCUGGAUUCCCUAGACUGGGAGCCACUUGACCUGGGUGCUGGGAACUGAACCUGGGUCCUCUGGAGUCCUUUUAUUUGCUGACUCACUUCUCCUGUUUUCUUCCUUCCCUCCCUCUCUC